Messenger RNA from Alligator sinensis (Chinese alligator), 8273 nucleotides. It is a transcript of the gene ALG12, whose product is annotated as ALG12, alpha-1,6-mannosyltransferase. The transcript is spliced from 9 exons. Gene Ontology annotation, molecular function: alpha-1,6-mannosyltransferase activity. NCBI's taxonomy places the organism in Eukaryota, Metazoa, Chordata, Crocodylia, Alligatoridae. The record is from RefSeq and is a predicted model, not a curated record. Bases 1 to 1428 code for a protein of 475 amino acids. Gene Ontology annotation, cellular component: endoplasmic reticulum membrane. Gene Ontology annotation, biological process: protein N-linked glycosylation.
AUGAUGAUCAUUGCUGUGGCCUUUGCACAUUUAACUGUCUGCCCAUUUACAAAAGUGGAGGAGAGCUUUAAUCUGCAAGCAAUCCAUGACAUUGUGUACCACAGACUGGACUUGGAUAAGUAUGAUCACCAUGAAUUUCCUGGAGUUGUCCCAAGAACGUUCCUUGGACCAAUUUUUAUUGCUGCACUUUCCAGCCCAGCUAUAUAUGUACUGUCUAUGUUGCAAAUGUCCAAGUUUUACUCCCAGUUGAUAGUUAGAGCAAGCUUGGGGCUUACUGUGAUUUAUGCACUAUGGAAGUUACAGAAAGAAGUUAGAAAGCAGUUUGGAUCAACUGCAUCAACCAUCUUCUGUCUUAUAACUGUUACUCAGUUUCAUCUGAUGUUUUACUGCACUAGAACUCUUCCCAAUGUGUUUGCACUUCCUCUUGUUCUGCUGGCACUUAUGUUCUGGAUACAACAAAAACAUGGGCUCUUUAUCUGGUUCUCAGCAUUGGCAAUUAUUGUCUUCAGAUCAGAGCUCUGUAUAUUCUUAGGCCUCAUGCUUCUGGUGACAUUAUUAAGUAAAAGACUCUCUAUUUUGAAGAUGCUUUCCCAUGCUAUCCUAGCUGGAGUGUUUUGGUUGGGACUAACGAUUGCUGUGGACUCUGUUUUCUGGGGACAGCUUCUGUGGCCUGAAGGGAAAGUGCUUUGGUAUAAUACAAUUUUAAACAAAAGUUCCAGCUGGGGAACUUCCCCCUUCUUGUGGUACUUCUAUUCAGCCCUACCUCGUGCUUUGGGAUGUAGCGUUAUAUUUGUACCUCUAGGUGCAACCGACAAAAGGACUCGGGUAUUACUUUUGCCAACACUGGGUUUUAUUUUCUUGUAUUCAUUUCUCCCACACAAAGAGCUGCGGUUUAUCAUAUACACUUUCCCUGUCUUCAACAUUGUGGCUGCCAAAGGUUGCUCAAGAAUUCUGAAUAACUACAAGAAAUCCUGUCUUUAUAAACUAGGAUCUCUGUUUGUUAUAACACAUCUUCUAGUUAAUUGUGCUUAUUCAGGAGCAUCAUUAUAUGUUUCACAUUUCAACUACCCUGGAGGAGUAGCAAUACAGAAAUUACAUGAGUUUGUGCCUUCAACAGCAGAUGUCUCUGUUCAUAUUGAUGUGACUGCUGCACAAACUGGGGUUUCUCGAUUUUUAGAAAUCAACCCGAAUUGGAGAUAUGACAAAAGGGAAGAUGUUAAACCAGGGGACCAGCUGAUGUUCUCUUAUACACACAUACUGAUGGAAAUGGACCCUAUUCAAAUAUCACAUUACAAGACUACCCACAGGCCACUGGUGAACAUAUCUGGCAUUGGUAAAAUCGUGUUGAACCUUACAGCACUACCUCCUUUUACUUUAAAUUUAAAACCAAAAUUAACACUGUUGGAAAAACUCCAUUUCUCUUCUUGAUUGGAGAUUUUUAAAUGUCUUUUGACUUAACUGUUGAUGACUGAGUAACUUCCAAGACAACCUUGUUUUGCCAUUCUAGCAAUACUGUUCAGCAGCUGUGGGGAAAAAAAGAAAACAAUCUUUGUACUGGUUAGUAUUUGCCUCCAUUCUUUAUUUCUUAUAUAAAUAUUGCAGUGUUCCAACGCUGUAUGUAAAUCCCGUCCAAACCAUUGCUGAGCUAUGUUGUACCUAGCAUCUUCUUUGCAGCACAUGUAACAAGCUCAGCACUGUUAAAUACGUUCUGCACGUUUGGUUUGGAUAGUUGCUUGUUUCACUUUGAAAUGUGUAUAUGUUCUAAGUGAAUUGUAUGAAAUAGGUACGUGCUACUGAGGUAUUUUUUAUAUGCAAGUCCUCUGUGGUGGUUGGGGAUUUUCUGUAUAAAGAGUGAUUUCUUCCUUCCAAAGGAUUAAGUUGAAAUGAGAAGCUUUAAUAAUAUAAUUUUGUACUGCAGCAAAGCCAUAUUCAUUGUAGCUUAAUCACUAUCCAUAAUUGUGCCCUACAGGCUGGUGAACUAAUUAAAGUUAAAAAAUCCAUUUGAAGAGCAGUUGCACCUUUUGGCAAGCACCAUCUCUUAUCUGAGUUGAGUGUCACAGGAUGGUUCAUCAUCAUAUCUUCACUGUAGAAAUAAAUAAAAAGGGUAACUUGGCUUUUGGAGGAAAACAUUAGGCAUUCAAUUUUUUUUUUUAGUAGCCUCUUAUUUUCCAGUACAAGGAAACAGUCUUGACCUGUAAUAUACACAUUUAGCUGUAAAAUAUUCCUUUUAAUAAGCUUAAGAGAACAUCUUCUCAUUGUGAAGAAAUCAAAAAGGAAUUAAGUUGUCUGGGAAGACUGUGAAAGGUGAUGUUGCAGAUAGUAUUUCAGAGACAAAUGGACUGUAUUCUACAGAAAUGGUUAUUUGUCCUUACGCCUAGAGGUUAUGCGUUGACUGAUUCACUUUGCUUUCCUGACUGAGAUAUUUUGUUGUGUAAGCUCUUGAUCAAAAUCAACACUGAGUACUCAUUCUCCUUAAUUAAAAGAGUUUACUGAAGUAAACAACUUAAGCUAUGUGUUAGUUGAAACUGUGAAGUCUUGUUUUCUUAAAAGACUAGUUUUACUAUGGUAAGGAGCCCUGCAGUGAAAAGUCAGUGUUACCAGUAAGCACAAAAACUUAAUGGCAUUCCAGUCAUGAAGUCUGAUAACUGGAUAGUAGUCUUCCUUAUUUUCUAAAAACUUCAAAAGGUAAAAAUAAAUACAUUUUGUUGAAUAAAAAGCAGUGUUUUGUACAGGAGCCUACCUACGCAUGCAUAUAAAAAUGGCAAAGUUCCAUUUUUAAGAUUCUGCUUUCAAGUUUUCUUCUGUGCUUCAUAGUGUAUUUGAGGAACUAAUAAUACGGGAUGGAACCUGCCCCAGUCUGCCUGGGUGGUUGUGCAGGAAUCCCCACAAUGAGUUUUGGAAAGGCUGACCUGCAAAACUUGUUAGUUCAGUAUUUGGCUUUUCAAAAUUGCCAUUGGUAAGGCACCAUCUAUUUGAUUUCUCUUUCAAAGAAUACUAACUUCCUCCAGAGUGAUUUUGAGCAUUAAAUAAUUCUAGUAGGAAAGGAUAUGCAAAUACAAGUUUUCAAGAUGCAAAGGCAAUUUUUUUUGACCAAGGAUAAAUCCACUAAAGGAUUUAAGCACCUUUCCCCAGGGUAGAAUCCAAGGGCCUGAAUGAAGUGCUCCCUGUAUUUUAGGGAGAGUUGACUCAGAACAACCCAAAAAUGUGGUAUAUUAAGGAAUUUGCCUAGAACUAGCCCCUAGGGAAAACUGAGUGUCUGAAAUCCCACUCCUCUGGAGUUUAGGGACUUCAGUAUACUCAGGAGCCAGAGCCUGGAAUUUUUUCCUAAUGACAGGGAAGUUUUUUUAUUCCAUUUGAAAGAACUGAGCAGAGCUCACUUAAUACUUUUUAAAUGGGGUUGAAGAUGUUUUUGACCCAUGGAAUGGUGUAACACAGUGAGUCUCAAUCUUUUUUACUCAAGACACCCCUCAAAAAAUGCUAGCUCUUACAGCAGUUGCCCAGCAUUCCCUAUUCUCUACUCAGCUUAGAAGGGUGCACUGACCAGCAGACUAAAGGCUGGUUUAGGUGCACACUCUUGAAGCUGGGCGACUGGGCAGAAAGGAAUGCAAGAGAAUAUGAGGCAGAGCUAAAAUAAUUUUUGUUUCAAUAUGAUUGACUUUUUGUGAAACUUUAAUUCUUCGUACCUUUCUCAUUAACCGUGAUCUUUCGGAAAGAUGACAUCUAGGCAAAUCAUAUUUGCUACAGUUUUAACAUAAUUAUAAAGUUGUGUGGUUUUUUUAAAUGUGGCUUGGUUUGGUUUGUUUAAAACAAUGCCGUCUGUUCUUCUUUGGAGAGAACAUCUGUGCUGCAAAGCCUGUAGGUCUGUGCAAGAGAAGACUUGCAGUUUUCUAAUUUUGAGGAAUUUUUCCUAUUUGACUUAAUUUUUGAAGCACAAAGAUUUUUUUUUUAUUGCCACCCCCAUCCUCAGCUUGCUUCUCUUCAAAAAUACUUUCCCCCUGAAGUUUUGAAUGCUGAUUCUCUUUGCACCAGUAGGUUUAUUCUUUUAAGUGCAGUGAGAAAACCAUACCACAAACCAAGAAUAUUAAAAUAAGCAAAACUAUCUGACUACAGCUGCUUCUGGUAGCUGGUCACACUAUUAGUCACAGCUUCAUAUUUAAUGUAGUUUACAUAGGGAACACAGAGAUCUUUCAUAAGAAUCGCAAAGAACACAGGAAAUGUAAGAAGCGUGUAAUAUUUGUUUGCCCUAAUAAGAUACAGAUACAUGCUUGGUCUUUCUGAUAUACAUUUCUAAUAUCUGACUCGCUUUAAGUUCAUUAAUGUAAACAAUUAUAAUGUAAUUAUAUUAACUGUGUAUUUCAGAUCUUUAACACGGGCAGAGUUGGGUCCCACGUGAAGUUCAAGGUCUUUGUCAAAAUACAUUCAUUCUUCAUAGUGACAAUUGGGAACUAGCUGGUUUGCCUCAAGUUUUUGUAAGGUCAGAGUCCUGGGGUGUAUUUCUGCCUGGUUGUGUAUGGACAUACUGCUCAUUUGGGCCAAGAACCUGAUGGAGGGAAGUGCCAUAUUUUCUUGCAUACCAUACACCCCCAGAUAAGAUAUGCAUUUUAAGAAAACAACGUAGAAAAUAUUUUUCCAGUCAUGCUUAAGAGGUGACUGUAUGCAGGAGCUCACUCACAGUCAGUCAGAUCAUUGGCCGAGUAGCCAAAAGCCGCUGCUAAUUGAUAAGCAGUUGUGAGAGGGUUAACACUGGACUCUUCCACUUUUGUUUGCUGGCCCAGAGCAAAGUAGCAGCUAUUAUAGCACAGCAUCUCCAGUGAAGAACUGUUAGCUUCCCUAUUUAAGACAUGCACCUCAGCUUUGGAGGGCUAACUUUUAGAGAUACAUGAAGUACGCAGGUAAAUACUGUAUGCUAAACCAGGAACUGUUUUGUGAGAGAACAGGCAGAAUUCCAGUAAUUAGCAAGAGAACUUUCAGUUAUGUACACGCAGUCAACUGAUCUGGGAGAAUGCUCCCAGGUUUGUUCUCCCAGUAGGAAAACUUCUACAGGGUGCCCUGGGACAGACAUUUGAGCAGUAAGCCUGCAGUGAUGACACAGGCUGCCAGGGGACCCUAAAACAAGUACAGUAGUCAGGGCAGGAAGUGUGAAGUCUGUCCAGCAAGGGACAUGCAGGAGAGGGGGCUGCUAGGUCAAUGACAAGGAUGAGGUGUUAGCUGGGUCAGUAACAGGAUGUGGUGGUCGGCUGACUGAAAAAGCUGGUAAUAGAACACAUCCCCUUGUCUUGGGCUGGGUACCUGGACAGAUGUUUGGUCUUAUGAGGCAUAUUCUCCUGGGAGCCAUUGCACUCAGUUUGCUCCCAAUUUAUUUUUCUCCCAGAACGACCAUUUUUGCUCUGGGAGAAAAAAACAUUAAAAAUAAUUUAUACAUUUGUGCCUUCUCCUGGCAGAGCAGCAAAUCUCCCAGUGGAAACUGAACAUGUGUAUAUUGCCAUUGAAUGACCCAUUGCAGAAAUAUGAAGCAUCCCAGUGAUUGUGUCUUUAACUGCAAGGCAUGCAUUUCCUCUGUCAAAAUGUUUAUGGAUUCCAGAUUCCAGAUGUACAUGUGCUCAUGCAAGGUAUAUUUCAGUGCAUAAAGCACAGCUCAAAUUUUGCCUUCAAUUUCCAUUCACUUCACUAAGCAUCACCACACAUGUAACAUGUAACAUGACAAAAUGUAGUGUUAGUUACUAUAUUUCCAUAUAGAACAUGGCCUAACUACUUAGAACUAAAUUCUGCACAUUUUAUUAAUUUAUUAUAAAAAGAAAUUGUACUAUAUUAGGUACUCAGGUAGAUUUUAUGAACAGGAUAUUUUUUCUUCAAGGUAGUCACUUUUUUCUGCUUUAAUCUACAGAAGUAUCUUCUUGCUCUACAGUGUAUAUAUACCCCAGCUGCUUGUUCCUGACCACUCUUGUGGCAGAGUCAUGUGAUCAAAGUUCUUUAAAGAGUUAUCAUCAUCAGAAAUAUCAUUAACUACACCUCAAAGCAUGUGUGUGCUCUUAAAGAAAACUCCACAGACUGUAUCUAUUUCUUUGGGUAGCUAAGUUGCUGUUGGAAAAAAAGGGUUUUUGUUUUGUAACACCGCACUGGAACUAAGUUCUCUCUGCCAGCAUGAAGCCCAACAUGCUGCUACGGGGCCCAAUUCUGCAUAGAGCCCUCUUGGCAAAAACUCCUACUGACCUCAGGGGCUUUUGCCUUUUUGGGGGCCAAGAAAUCAGGAAAAUAUUGCAAGUUGAAACUAGAAGUUUUUAAUUUCUUUUGAAUUUGGAAAAAAGAAAAGGUUGACAUGUUAUCUCAUUUUAAAGGACACAUGUAGGAAACUGUUCAUAGCAAGUUGGCAUUAAAAUUUAAAAUUAUACAAUAAAUUGCUUACCUUGAUAUAUCGCCAAAAGCUUUCCAGCAGGCCUUUUGUCAGAAAAUCUGUCUGAAAUUGAGAAGUGCAAGCUUCUACCACUCUUAUUGAAGUAGCAAGUCUUAUUUUGGAUUUUUUUUUUUUUUUUUUUUUUUUUAACUAUUUUUAUAAAAAUUUUUAACUAUUUUUAUUUUACUGUAUUGUUCUGGUUGUAUACAGUUCUGACUGGUAUAAAAGUCAGCCCCAUAUUUCCAGGUUCUAUUUUCAGUGAAACCAACUCCUCCUUCCCAUAAGUUGAUAAACACGGAUAGUCUUUGAAUUGCUCUUGCCCAUUCAAAAUCCACAGGAGACUCGACCCAAGGACUCAAAAGGUUACAUGCACUAAGAAUACUAAAAUAAAAAGUAAACUGAAAAACUAAAUUCUAAAUUUCAUUUGGUACUUAUAUUGCAUGCACAAAUACUGCAAGCGAGUUAAACUUAUUUGGAGGGUUGAAUACAGGAGGAUUCCACAUACAAGUAAGAUGUGAAUAUUGUGAUUUGUGGUUCUUUUGGAGGAGAAAAGUUGGCAUAUAAUUAUGGAAGUGAAUCCAGGCAAGUGACAAAGGGAAGUGGGAGCAGUAACCAGUGCUGCAGGGGUAGCUGCACCCUCUGCUCUCAACCCCCAGCGGACCAACAGGAAGGCAAGAAGAGUUGGGCACGUCUUGCCAACUCUCCAAAGUCUCCAAAACAGGUAAGAAUCCCUUUUCCCUUCUCGUCCUUGCUCAGAGGCAUGUCCCUACCCCCACCUGCCACUGUUGCUCCAGUCAGACUGUGCAGGGGCUGGGCUUUGCCUGAGGCAGUGGCAGGUAGGCAGUAUCCCCCUCCCCAUACCUGCUCCUGGGCUGGUGGGGAACACCCAACAGGACCAGGUGGGGAGUGGGAACCUGCCUGUGGCCACCGCUGUCCUGGACUAACACCUUCACAGCCCAGCUGGAGUGGGAGAAGUAGUCCCCUUGUUGCAGCAGUGGUCUGGGGUGGUCGGGGGGGUGUUAAUGCCUUCUGUGUGGGUAUAGUUGGAAGGAAUAGGCAGGGAAGGAGAGGCCAUCCCCUCCAGUCUGCACAGCCACAGGAGCACAGAAACUGCUACCUCUAUUUCCAGGGCACAGUGAGGAGUGCAGCAAUAGGUGCACACUUCUGGGGUACUGGAAACUUCCAAGAGGCUUUCAGCUUCCCAGCACUCAUCUUGUGGGGUGCUGCUUGACAGUGCGUCUAGCACACAGCUAUAUCCAAUCUGCACAGCUUAGCCCUAAGUGAAUAAUAAAUUCCUUGUUUUAAAAAUUCCUUUGUUCUCAAACUAUGUCUCUUACCACAAAGAAGUUCAGAGAUCUGUAACAUCUUACUACAAAGGUCAAGGUUGUUGUUAUGUUCAGUAGAUAUGGUGGAAAACUAAGGUAAUAAUUAACUAGCAACCAUGUAAAACAAGCUUCCCAAUAACUAGUUCAGUUUGAAAUGUGUUAUUUAUUGCUUUAGGAUUAAAAGUACAUUUGUACUCUGCAUUUAACCACAGAAGUCCAGAUUUUAUGCCAUACUUCCCUCUCAAGAUUACCUUGAAAAUUUAAGGGGAAAAGAUUACCAACACCACACACUAGUAUCAGCAAAUUCACUCUAUAAAUGCAGUUUAAAAUAGCUUUAGUUGCCACUUUAUUUGCAAAAUGCUUUGCUGAGUGUUAAAUAAAGUUCAGCAAACUUUAUUUAAAAUAAUCAAAUGAUCUCAGUGAAAUCAAUUGGAACACUUGGAUUAAGUAUUUAUUCAACCCGAGGAACUGCACAAUCUUGCCCUCGAAGACCAGAGCUACACGUACCAUCUAAUCUUUCCUUUAUAUAGCAUUUUGCAUUGAAUUUAUGGUUCUAU